AUGAGCUCCAGUUUAACUGCACGUGAUAAACGUGUUGCAGAAUGGUGGUGGCAGGAUUUAGUGGGCUAUUCAGGUCAGCGACCCAAUCACAAAAGUUCGCAGGUUUACAUGAAAACUCUCAUUGAUAUAGCUGCAGCUGAUGGGGUGCUCCACGAGAAAGAACUCAAGUAUAUAUUGGGUAUGGCUUCUGUCGGAGGACAGGAUGAACAUCUCAUCAAGGAACUUGAAGCAUAUCGACCAGGUACUUCCAUUGAUACUCAGAAGAUGUUUAACGAUACAGACAUGGCUUAUGUGGCAUCCACUCGAUCAAGUCUCAUCUACUUUGCACAUCGGGCGGCAUCCGCCGAUGGUGAAUUACACCCAAAAGAAUUGGAAGCCAUUCAUGCUGUUGCCAGAAAACUAGGUAGUAGUGACGAAGAAAUUCAAAAGGUGCUUGCUCUAUGUGAUGAAGAAGAAAAACUGCGUAAAAAACGGAUAUCAAUUCUUUAUCCACAAGGUCUUGGCACGGCUAUAAACAGCUACGAAGAAAAGUUUUCGUAA
This is a messenger RNA of Rotaria sordida, 540 nucleotides long. The record is from the annotation of a GenBank genome assembly. NCBI's taxonomy places the organism in Eukaryota, Metazoa, Rotifera, Eurotatoria, Philodinida, Philodinidae.